Fusarium oxysporum Fo47 is the source of this 957-nucleotide messenger RNA. RefSeq names its product NADP-dependent oxidoreductase domain-containing protein. The coding region runs from base 1 to 957 and encodes 318 amino acids. The record is from RefSeq and is a predicted model, not a curated record. NCBI's taxonomy places the organism in Eukaryota, Fungi, Ascomycota, Sordariomycetes, Hypocreales, Nectriaceae. Gene Ontology annotation, cellular component: cytoplasm. The transcript has 6 exons.
AUGUCAGUUAAAACCGCCCCUCGAUUCUCCCUUGGCAAGAAUGGCCCUCUCGUCUCUCGCAUGGGCUUGGGCUUGGGCUUGGGCUUGGGCUUGGGCUUGGGCACCAUGGGCUUAACCCGUCCAACAUAUAGAGCUAUCCCUAUUCAAGGUGAAAUAUUUGCGUUCCUUGAUCAUGCUUAUGAGGCAGGUGUAACGUUUUGGGAUAGUGCUGACUACUAUAACGAUUGCGAGGAAAUAAUUGGCAAGUGGUUCAGACGUACUGGCAAACGAGGUGAUAUCUUUCUUGCAACCAAGUUUGGAUACGUAAAGAAUAGCCAGACCUUUGAGCUCAACACUUCAUAUGUAUAUGUCAAGAAAGCAUGUGCUGAGAGUCUACGGCUCUUGGAUAUUGAGUCUAUCGAUCUCUCCUAUCUGCACACACCCAGUCCCGAGACGCCUAUCGAGGAAACCAUGCGCGCUCUGAAAGAGCUACAAGAUGAAGGCAAGAUUAAGUGUAUAGGACUCUCAGCUGUCACCUCAACCACUCUCCAAAAGGGCACUCACAUCCUUGACACAUGCCGGGAGCUUGAUUUAGCCAUCGUCGCAGCAACGCCCCUCGGUCGAGGUCUUCUGACCGCCAACUUCAUCGAUGGAACAGCAUCUGGACAGCAAGAUAGCGAUGUUCGAUAUCAGCUCAUCCCCCGUCAGUUUAAGGGGUUGGCUGAUAAGAAGGGAAUAAUUACUGCUCGACUUGCGAUUGCGUGGCUGUUAAAGCAGGGCGAUGAUAUUAUCCCGAUUCCAGAAACAAAGAGGAUUCAGUAUUUCGAGGAGAAUUGGGCUGCUCUUGAUAUAGUUCUCAGUGGUGAGGAAGAAGCUGAGAUCAGGAAGUUUGUGGAGAAAGCUGACAUUGCCAGUGUGCCACUGCCUCCUGCUCUCGAUGGUUGGCUGUUCAGAGAUACAAAGGAGGAGUCUGUAUGA